AUGCAUGUAUCUGUGGAGGACACAGACCACGUACUAUGGAUUCCAAAAGGUCGCAGACUCCUCUCCGGGCUCCUGGGACUAAAUUUGGUGCUGCUCGGAACUGCCCUGUUAGCUGGCAACAUCUUUAGUCCUGCGGGGUUUUGGAACCAGGGGCCUGAGCUUUUUCUGCUGAUUUUGACAGGGCUCAGUUUACUGUGGAUGCUUUGGUAUCUGUUGUGGGCUCGCAGACAACCUGGUACCCCAGCUCACGUUGACCAUCAUGCAGGGAGCGUCAUCGUCAUGGUGGUGCUCAUGGUUUUUGCUGUGAUAAGUCUGUUGCUGUGUGUGUUCCGGAUGGGCUACUACCUGCUGAUGAAAGACUGCAAAAUAAUAGUUCAGAUCAUCCUGUCCUUCAUGCAGGCUCCCUUCUUUUUACUGCAGACGUAUUUUCUGUGGGCUCACUCCAAAGACUGCAUUCACAACCACAAAGGGCUCAUAAGGUUGGGGUUGAUGCUGACAGUGUGUGUGGACAUAUUGCUGUGGUUCUCUGGGGUAACAGAUGAUUCCGUGCAUAUGGAAAUAGAACUGGAGAAUCAAGACAAAUACAACAGUACUCUUCAUGUGUCGGCUCUAGAACAGCUCUGGUUUAUCCCAGCGUUUGGAGCCCACCCACAACUUCAGACUGGAGCUGGAAAGCAGUUCUUUGGAUUCUCUGCGUGGUUUGUGCUGGUGAACCUCGGACAGCCUCUUAACGUGUUCUAUAGAAUGCACUCAACAGGGGCUCUGAUGGAACUGCUCACCUUAACCCUUGUAUUGUGUUAGAAAGCUGCCCACGUCUUUAGUGUUAGCGGGUCAAAUUUGACCAGAUUUAAAUCAGCCUGAAAUUACUCAAAAACAAUAGUUAUCAUCCAAUUUUGUUUCUC
Molecule: messenger RNA, 902 nt
Organism: Trichomycterus rosablanca
Lineage: Eukaryota; Metazoa; Chordata; Actinopteri; Siluriformes; Trichomycteridae
Product: proton channel OTOP3-like
Exons: 5
Coding region: 1-801 (266 amino acids)
Biological process (GO): proton transmembrane transport
Cellular component (GO): membrane
Molecular function (GO): proton channel activity
Source: RefSeq, a predicted model, not a curated record